Messenger RNA from Cladophialophora carrionii CBS 160.54, 2013 nucleotides. RefSeq lists its product as uncharacterized. The transcript has 2 exons. Gene Ontology annotation, cellular component: cytoplasm; centrosome. The record is from RefSeq and is a predicted model, not a curated record. Gene Ontology annotation, molecular function: dynein light intermediate chain binding; microtubule binding. Bases 1 to 2013 code for a protein of 670 amino acids. Gene Ontology annotation, biological process: cytoplasmic microtubule organization; cytoskeleton-dependent intracellular transport. NCBI's taxonomy places the organism in Eukaryota, Fungi, Ascomycota, Eurotiomycetes, Chaetothyriales, Herpotrichiellaceae.
AUGGCGACCGAAGAAGCCGUUGCUGCCGGACUUCUCGAUUGGUUCAACAGUCUCGCUGUCGCAGAGGCUGUCUAUACCGUAGACGACUUCACCAAUGGUGAUCUAAUAUGGAAGGCUCUACAACAGAUUGACCGCUUCAGCUUUCCUGGGAGGCUUCCAGAGAACCCGGACACGGAUCAAUGGAUCAACAAAUGGACCAACCUCAAGCACAUCUACGAUGCCCUCUCCAUCUUUCUCGUCGAAGAGUGCAGCCAGCGACUGCCACUCCCUGGAGGUCGACCCGACCUCAAGGCUAUCGCUCAGUCCUCCUCCCUCAGCGACACCGCUGCCCUCCUCAAGCUCCUUGUCGUGGCUGCCAUCAAUUGCGCCGACCGCAUUGAAUACUUGAAGCAAAUGCAAGAGCUGGCCGAAUCUACCCAGGAGGUUUUGAUGCAGACGGUGCAGGAGGCGGGUGAAGGUGUGGGCGUUACCGACGACCCUGAAGCUGAGAGCAGCCAGGUCGACGACCUAGAUGUUGAACUGCCAACAUCACCUCGACGCUCAACCGAAAUGGAGACAGUUCUUGAGUCGGAGGAGCGGCUUGGGAAAGUUAUUGCGGACAACCAACGGAUAGCUCAUGAAAAGCGGGAGUUGCAAAGACUACUUGAUGAAGCACAUUCUCGGUACGAGAAAUUACAAGAACGCUUCGACCUUGGUCAGGACGAGUUGCGGGAAUCCAACGACCGUCUCGCCGCCGUUCUUGCCGGCAAGUCAGACAUAUCGACGAGGCCGCUGGACUCGAAACACGACACAUUGAUAGCAACCUUGGAGAAUCGCGUGCUCGAGGCCGAGUCGGAGAUAGAAGAGCUGCGUAAGAACAACGAGGUCCUCAAGAUCAAGGCUGAGAAGGCGCAGAAGCUGCAAGAUGACUACGACGAGAUGAAAAUCGAGCGAGAUCGUUUGGCGCGGAAAGCAAAUACGGCAGAGAAGUACAGGCAGAAGCUGGAAGCCAGCCAGGACCUGGACAAGGAAAACAACAAUCUGAGGGCGAAAGUGACCGAGCUGCAGAAUCAAUUGAAGCAGUCUGAUUUUGCCCGGGCCAGCUCGAGUGAUCUACAGAGAGAAAUCGACGAGUAUCGGCGACUUUUGCCCAGCAUCGAGCAAGAGAGGUACGAGCUGAAUGAGAUGAAGAAGAGGUUAGAGUUCGACUAUCAUACCUUGGAGGCACGCUACCACGAUUCCGCCGAACAACUAUCCCGACAGAAUCAGGCCGUGGAAGAGCUCCAGUCGAGGUUAAGAGACUACGAAGACGGAGUGACUCCUGCUCCUAGAGAGGAAAAGCUUUCUGAGCCAGUUGACAAAGAUUUCGAGAAGGAAGAAGCAGAAUUGGCUGAAUCGGAAUCCCGGCUUGCUGCGGUCUUGCUCAACGGCGACGCUGUUCCCAUCACGACCAAAGAUAGCGAUCUUGGUUCCCUCCACGAUGUGGAGUCACCAAUCGCUGGUCUCAACGAUGCGGAUACCAUAUCAGAAGACGAGCUCAAGGCUAUCAUGUCUGCAUUGCGUGCCCAAGCCCAUGCUGGCACGGCCACAGAAAGAGAAGCGUCUCUUCGAGCUCAGAAGAAGAUGAUCAUCGCUAUCGAGCGCCAACGAACCAAGAACCAGCUCCUACUCGAGCACGUCCAGAAGCAAGACCAGAUGAUCAAAAGUAUGCAGAACAAGAUACAAGAUGAUGAAAAGGCCCCACAGCAGAGAUUGGAAGAUGUCCCGCCUCCUCCACCACCGAAAUCUGUCCCGGGUGCCCCUGUGCAGCCUCUAGAUGAAGAGUCCGAAAUCGAACGACUCACGAACCAGAACACUAUCUUGCACCGCGAGCUCAAGCUUAUGGCAUCAGCAUGGUACGACCAGAAUCUGCGUCUGGCGAGCAUGAGCUCUGCUGCGUCAGCACGAAGUCGGGGUAACUUUGUUGAAGCCCGGGGGUUUUUGGGGCGACAGAGGCGAAGAGUUGAUGCUGCAAUCGCUGGCAGAGCUUCAUGA